This is a messenger RNA of Trachemys scripta elegans, 972 nucleotides long. RefSeq names its product zinc finger protein RFP-like. The record is from RefSeq and is a predicted model, not a curated record. Bases 3 to 929 code for a protein of 308 amino acids. Gene Ontology annotation, molecular function: zinc ion binding. The transcript has 6 exons. Lineage: Eukaryota; Metazoa; Chordata; Testudines; Emydidae.
CCAUGGCUGCCGGGGACCUGGCCGGGAGCUUCCAGGACGAAGUGACUUGCUCCAUCUGCCUGGAGUAUUUCACAGACCCAGUGAUUACUGAGUGUGGGCACAACUUCUGCCGGGCCUGCAUCAGCCAGUGCUGGGGGGAGUCAGAGCCAAACUUCUCCUGCCCCCAGUGCAGAGAAACCGCCCAGCAGAGAAACCUGCGGCCCAACAGGCAGCUGAGGAACCUGGUGGAGUUAGUGAAACGCCUGAGGCUCCAGGCGGUGACAGAACCUGAGGGGCAGCGAGUGUGUGAGAGGCACCAGGAGGCUCUGAAACUCUUCUGUGAGGAGGAUCAAACCCCCAUCUGUGUGGUGUGUGACCGAUCCCAGGCUCACAGAGCUCACACGGUGGUUCCCAUCGAGGAGGCUGCCCAGGAGUACAGGGAGGAAAUCCUGAGCUGCCUGCAGCGUCUGCGGGAGGAGAGAGAAGAGCUCCUGGGACUGAAAUCCAAGGGGGACAAGGAGAGUGAGAGGCUCCUGAGGCAGACGGAAGUGGAGAGGCAGCUGGUGGUGUCCGAGUGUGAGCGGCUGCACCAGUUCCUGGCUGAACAAGAGCGCCUCCUGCUGGCCCGGCUGGGAGAGAUGGAUGAGGAGAUUGGGAGGAGGAGGGAGGAAAACGCCACCCGCCUGUGCAAGGAGAUUUCCCAGCUCAGCACAAUGAUCAUGGAACUGGAGGGGAAGUGUCAGCAGCCGGUGCUGGAAUUGCUGCAGGGUGUCAGAAGCACCAUGAGCAGGGGCGAGAAGGCGACGUCUCUGCAUCCAGCACCCAAGUCCCCUGAGCUGGAAAAGAGAAUCCGGGAUUUCCCUCGAGAGAACAAUCUCCAGGAGGCUGUGACGGGAUUCCUGGAGGGGCUGGCUGCAGAGAGAGGUGAGAAUCCUGGGUUGCUGUUCUAGGGCAGGGCACAGCAGCUGCUGGGAGCCUGUACCCCUGUAUGGA